UUCUCUUUGAGUAGGCUCUCUCUAUCUCUCUCAAUGGCGUCUGCAGAUGUGGAGUACAGAUGUUUCGUCGGUGGGUUGGCCUGGGCCACCACCGAUCAGUCCCUCGAACAAGCCUUUGCUCAGUUCGGCGACAUCAUCGAUUCGAAGGUCCGUUUGUCGCAGAGAUCGGAUCCGCCCUGAUUCGGCUUUGUUGACACCUGAUCUGAUCUGAUCUUACUGUUACUCUGGUUUUCUUGAUUCUGAUCUGUUACUGUCUCUGUUACUCUAUAUGUUACUGUUUUUGAUUCCCUGGAAUGAUCAUCAAUGAUCGUGAGACUGGAAGGUCAAGAGGCUUUGGGUUUGUGACUUUCAAGGAUGAGCAGUCGAUGAGGGACGCGAUCGAGGGUAUGAACGGCCAGGAUCUUGACGGCCGUAACAUCACUGUCAACGAGGCUCAGUCCCGUGGGAGCGGUGGAGGUGGUGGUGGUGGUUUCCGUAGUGGUGGCCGCCGUGAUGGUGGUGGAUAUGGUGGCGGCGGUGGCGGUCGUCGGGAUGGUGGUGGAUAUGGUAGCGGCGGCGGCGGCGGCUAUGGUGGUGGUGGUUAUGGCGGUGGCCGUCGUGAGAGUGGUGGAUAUGGUGGCGGUGACCGUGGGUAUGGUGAUGGUGGGUCCCGCUACUCCAGCAGGAGUGGUGGGGGUUCCGAUGGUAGCUGGAGGAGCUAGGUUUUAGGAUUUGGCGGUAAUCUGUUAUGGGUUUGGUAAUAUCAAUUGUUUUCUGCAUGAGGGGGUGUGUUUGGGGGUUUGGGUUAUAGAUCUUUAAUGCAAUGUGGUUCUUUCUAUGAUUUGGUGUGUGACUCUCUUUUUUGACCGCUUGUUCGCUCUCUAUACUGUUGUUCUCUAAGAAUUACAAAUAUAUGAGGAAUGAAGUGAAUGGAGGUUCAGGGUUUAUUAUUGUUCUUGUGAAUUGUUCUCACUCCCUUCGCUAAAUUAUUUUUAUGCAUUUUUCAUACUCUAAAUCGUGGGUUGUGUUGUUUAUUUCGAAGGGGUUUUUGAGAGUUGGUGUGGUUUGUGGCCCAAGGAAUGAUGGCACACAUCAAUGUUUGGCUUUAUAAUUUACCAUGUGAGAGUUAACAUUUUUAUUCGAAAGUCCAUGCAAUCGUGAGAUCACGAGCUCGCGGUACCAGUAAAAAAAUCAGUUGUGGAAAUGAA
Ilex paraguariensis (yerba mate) is the source of this 1187-nucleotide messenger RNA. The record is from the annotation of a GenBank genome assembly. Lineage: Eukaryota; Viridiplantae; Streptophyta; Magnoliopsida; Aquifoliales; Aquifoliaceae.